AUGGGACGGGCGUACAACAUCUUCAUUGCCCUGUUCUGCUCUAUAGGUGCCGGGAUUAUUGCAUCCGUUAUCACGUUCAGUCAAUUCGAGGACUUCGUUCAUGACCCAGCAAAAUAUAGCAGUCUUUCCGGAGCCGUAGUUUCUACCUUCACAGGCGGAUGUUUCUUUGGAUGUAUGAUAGCAGGGUGGACGAGCGACAAGUUUGGAAGAAAGCGUAGUAUCCAGCUAGGCGCUCUGAUCGACCUAUGGGGAUGUGCCAUGCAAGCCGGAGCGAAUAAUCUGGCCUGCAUGUUGAUAGGUCGUAUCGUCGCAGGCUUCGCCAUAGGGAUCUUGUCGAUGUCUGUACCUCUAUACAAUACGGAGAUCGCCCCGCCGAAAAUCCGUGGUUUUAUCGUCGGUCUGGCUCAGCAGAUGAUCGGCAUCGGGUUCAUUGUAGCGAAUUGGGUUGGCUACGGCUGCCAAUACCUCGACGGCUACGGAAGCUGGAGGCUUGCGCUGGGUCUACAGCUCAUUCCUGCCUUCAUGCUCCUUGUCGGCAUCCAAUUUUUGCCGUACUCUCCUCGGUGGCUUCUUGAGCAAUUGCGCGACGACGAGGCACGGGCAGUCGUUUACAAGCUGCACGGGGUAGACACUGCGGAGAAGAAAGAGUCCGCCGAUGCCGAGUUCAUUGACAUGCAACUCACCAUCAGGGCGGAAACGACAACGAGGUCUCGACGACUGAGUGACCUGUGGGAGACGCCGGCGAUGCUCAAGCGUACACUGGUCGCCGUAGGAGUGCAGGUUUUUGGACAGUUCUCUGGUAUCAAUGUCAUCAACUAUUUUGGGCCUUCGAUGUAUCAGUCGCUCGGCUUGAGCCCCGGCCAAUCUUUGCUCAUCCAGGGCAUCUACGGUGCCGUAGGACCUAUUACCAACUUUAUAUUCAUUACAUGCAUCCUCGACAGGGUCGGACGAAAGAAACCGCUGAUGUUCGGCGCAGCUGGCUUCGUCGCAACUUAUUCCGUGUUAACAGCGAUCGUCGCAUCUUUUCCGCCGGGAACAUCGGAUAACCAUCCUGCCCAGCGUGCUGGAAUCGCCGUGAUCUUCUUGACGAGCAUCCUCUUCUCACUGAGCUUUGGGCCCAUUAGCUGGGUACUAACAUCUGAGGUAUUCCCGACCAAGACUCGAUCCAUCGGCACAUCAGUCGCGGUGUGCGCGAAUUGGGCAUUUAAUGUGCUGUUCUCUCAGGCAAGUCAUCUUCAUUGCGAAGGUGUGGGCUGGAGGUAUUACUUGCUGUUCAUUCUCCUCAACCUCGUCGACUUCUGCUUGAUCGCACUCUUCUUCCCUGAGACGAGAGGGAAAUCGUUGGAGCAAAUGGCUGAAGUCUUCGGUGAUGAUAUUGACCCUCACGAGGUGUUGGGACACCAUCCCAAUGCUAAAGAGAAGCUGGAUGACGACGGGACGCAUAAAGAAACGUGA
Molecule: messenger RNA, 1455 nt
Organism: Rhodofomes roseus
Lineage: Eukaryota; Fungi; Basidiomycota; Agaricomycetes; Polyporales; Fomitopsidaceae
Product: general substrate transporter
Exons: 15
Coding region: 1-1455 (484 amino acids)
Biological process (GO): carbohydrate transport; transmembrane transport
Cellular component (GO): membrane
Molecular function (GO): carbohydrate:proton symporter activity
Source: RefSeq, a predicted model, not a curated record